Molecule: messenger RNA, 2982 nt
Organism: Aspergillus ochraceoroseus IBT 24754
Lineage: Eukaryota; Fungi; Ascomycota; Eurotiomycetes; Eurotiales; Aspergillaceae
Product: putative ubiquitin C-terminal hydrolase
Exons: 11
Coding region: 1-2982 (993 amino acids)
Biological process (GO): protein deubiquitination
Cellular component (GO): cytoplasm
Molecular function (GO): cysteine-type deubiquitinase activity; saccharopine dehydrogenase (NAD+, L-lysine-forming) activity
Source: RefSeq, a predicted model, not a curated record
AUGGGUUCUAACAAGAUCUGGCUGCGUGCCGAGACAAAGCCCGCUGAAGCGCGCUCUGCUUUGACUCCCACCACUUGCAAGACUCUUAUGGAUGCUGGAUAUGAAGUCAUUGUGGAGCGCUCUACACAGCGCAUCUUUGAUGACGAGGAGUUCACCAAGAUUGGCGCCCCCCUCGUGGAGGAAGGUUCAUGGGUGAAGGAUGCCCCCAAGGACGCUUACAUCCUGGGCCUCAAGGAGCUCCCCGAGGAUGAUUUCCCUCUGGAGCACGUUCACAUCUCCUUUGCACACUGCUACAAGCAGCAAGGAGGCUGGGAGAAGGUUCUGAGCAGGUGGCCCCGUGGUGGUGGUACUCUUCUGGACCUCGAGUUCCUCACCGAUGAAGUUGGUCGUCGAGUUGCUGCCUUUGGUUACUCUGCUGGAUAUGCUGGUGCCGCUCUCGCCGUCAAGAACUGGGCUUGGCAAUUGACACACCCUGAGGGCCAACUCCUCCCCGGAGAGACUCCCUAUGCUAACCAGGAUCUCCUGAUUGCGUCUGUCAAGGAAUCCCUUGAGGCUGGCAAGAAGCAGUCCGGCAAGUCGCCCAAGAUCUUGGUUAUUGGGGCUCUUGGACGUUGCGGCAAGGGUGCUGUUCAGUUGGCCAAGGACGUUGGCAUUCCCGCAUCCGAUAUCAUCGAAUGGGAUUUGGCGGAGACCAAGAAGGGCGGUCCUUUCAAGGAGAUUGUCGAGGAUGCUGACAUCUUUGUCAACUGCAUCUACCUUUCCUCCAAGAUUCCCCACUUCGUCAAUGUUGACACCCUUAACACUCCUAGCCGACGUCUUUCUGUUAUCUGCGACGUUAGCGCCGACACUACCAACCCCAACAACCCGAUCCCUGUAUAUGACAUUACCACCACCUUCGACAAGCCCACAGUACCUGUCACUCUGCCCAGCGGCACCAACGGCACGCCUUUGAGCGUGAUUAGCAUUGACCACCUUCCAUCUCUCCUUCCCCGUGAGAGCUCUGAGAUGUUCAGUGAAGCUCUGAUGCCCAGUCUGCUGCAAUUGAAGGACCGCGAGAAUGCUCGUGUUUGGAAGCAGGCUGAGGAUCUCUUCAACGAGAAGGAAAAAACCACCACAGUUGCCGCGUACGCGGCCGGGGCGUCCCUCGCGGCUGUCGCUCUAUUUUACGUUUUUGGGCCCAACUACACCAUUGAUGGAGAUGAGUCGACUGGAAAUGAUCGCAAAAAGAAUAUCGUGGGACUUGCUAACCCCGCGAAUGACUGCUUUAUCAAUUCCGUGCUGCAGGCACUCGCUGGCCUGGGGGACUUGCGUCUGUAUUUGAUCCGGGAGCUUCAUCGGCGUGAGUUAGACGGACCCGAAGUCUACAAUCAGAUCCCGGAUCCCAAUGAGUUGUCACGGGAGGUGAAACCCGAUCGGAUCCGGGAGCUGCAACAGGGCACGAUUACAAGAGCCCUGAAGGAGAUGUUGGAUCGGCUGAACGAGCGACCAAUCUACAAGAAGACGAUCUCUGCGCGGAGCUUCAUUCAGGCUUUGGAAUACGCUUAUCGUACCCGCAUCAGCCGAAACCAGCAAGAUGCGCAAGAGUUUUUGCAGAUUGUAGCAGAGAGACUCUCCGAUGAGUAUCAUGCCGGCGUCAAAGCACGACAAAGAGCGAAGAACAACGCUCUUGAGCCCUCCCCGCCGGAGGCCAACCAGGAGGCACCGUCGGCGAAAAGUCCGUCGAUGGAGAUGGAAGUGCAGGUCGAUGACGGAACGGAGGCGGGUCUACCGGCUAUCAUCGAUACCAAGCUCAAGGAAAUCGACAGUGAAUACGGGUUCCCCUUUGAAGGUAAAAUGGAGUCGCAGAUUGAAUGCCAGUUUUGCCGAUACCAGUACAAGCCAAAUCAAACGUCAUUUGUCAAUUUGACGCUGCAGGUGCCGCAGAAGAACUCCACUACUUUAAGUGCGUGCUUUGAUGGACUACUGAAGACGGAGUAUAUCGAUGAUUUCCGAUGCGAUAAAUGUCGACUACAGCAUGCGCUUGAGGUGAAAUCGCGGGAACUGGCGAAGUCUCGCUCAGAAAAGGAUAGGGCCUCGCUUGAAGUAGAGAUAAAGAAGAUUCAAACGGCUCUCGCCAUAGAUCCGGAAAGCAGCUUGGACGGGGUUACGCUUCCACCAGCUGAGACGGCACCCAAACGUAAAAUUGCCCGGCACAUGCGGAUCACGGUAUUCCCCAAGGUCAUUGCGAUCCAUCUCUCACGGUCGAUUUUUGAUCGAAGCAGCUCCACAAAAAACGCAGCCAAGGUGUCAUUUCCGGAGCGCCUUCCGCUGGGAGGCAUUCUGAGCCAGAAGUACUUCAAGCUGUUGGCUAUCGUCUGUCAUAAAGGUAGCCAUAAUAGUGGACAUUACGAAUCGUUCCGACGGAAUCAUCUGUAUCCACCCUUCUCGACGCCGGACGUAUUCAGUUCCUACGCCCAGAGUAGAGGAACGAGCGAAAAUCCUUCGCGGGUGCCUAGCCCUUACCUUGCUGCUCGUACUACCCUUGACACGGAGUUGCCUGGCCUGAGCAUUUCCACUCCCCCCGAUUUCUCCCCUUCCACCCCCCACCUGAACGCUUCAUCAAUUCCAUCUCCUCGACCGACAACAUCGAGCUCCCGAGUUUCAUUCCAAAGCACCCACUCCAGGUCAUCAACCUCAAAGCAGAACCUUUCGCCAACAUUAGCCGCGCGCAGUUCCUCUCUCGAAAUCGGACGCUUGAGCCGCUCUGCUUCUCGAACCUCCCUCGCAGCCGCUGGACGAAACACGCCAACUUCAGGGCUUGAGACGGCAGCCUCGCGACUCCGUCGGCGGCGCAAACCGGUUGAUCGCUGGUGGCGAAUCUCAGAUGAAAAAAUAAAGGAAUGCAAGACCUCUGACGUGCUGGGCAUGCAGAAAGAGGUGUACCUUUUGUUCUAUGAAAUGGAAAAGCCAAACAAUGGGCCCGAGUUUUCCAAAGGGCCGUGA